Molecule: messenger RNA, 1596 nt
Organism: Penicillium argentinense
Lineage: Eukaryota; Fungi; Ascomycota; Eurotiomycetes; Eurotiales; Aspergillaceae
Product: acyltransferase family protein
Exons: 1
Coding region: 1-1596 (531 amino acids)
Biological process (GO): polysaccharide biosynthetic process
Cellular component (GO): membrane
Molecular function (GO): acyltransferase activity, transferring groups other than amino-acyl groups
Source: RefSeq, a predicted model, not a curated record
AUGGCAUCUCGCAUUACCCACCGAGACUCGGCCUCUGCCGUGGAAAUUCCCCUCGAAGAUCUGGAAAAAGGCAAUUUGGGAUCGCACCCCAGCCCGAGUCCCGAUAACGCUCGCUGGAACGGCUUCUCGCAAUUCCACCCGUCCAACAUUCUGGCAAACCCCAAUGGGCUGGCCCCAAAAGUACCCCAGGAGGACUGGGUGGCUCUCGCAGAAGAUGCCUUCCACCGUUUGACCGUCGCGCUCACCCCCAGCUUCCUGCAGCGAUAUGUAGGCGCCGACCCGCCUCAACCCGCCAAGUUACACGCCAUCGCUGGCCUGGAUGGCCUACGCGGCUGGGCCUGUCUCCUAGUCUUCAACUUCCACUUUUUAUUCACCUACACGUGGAAGGUUGCCAUCGGCUGGGGGUUCGCAAACGAGAAUUUCGGCAUCCACCAAUUGCCCAUCGUGCACAUGUUGAUUUCCGGGCAUAUCAUGGUGGCCAUUUUCUUCGUCAUCUCUGGCUAUGUCCUGUCCUAUAAGCCGCUCAAAACCAUUCGAUCUCGCUCGUUCGACCAAACCUUUACCGUUCUAGCCUCGUCGACCUUCCGCCGAGGCCUACGUCUUUACAUACCCUGCAUGGUUGGCUUGGCCUGUGUCUUCGUGGCGGUGCGUCUUGGCCUGUACAACUAUUCCUGGGGCGUCGUCAAAGAAGGCCACACGAUUCUCGGCACCAACGAGCAACACCCGCCGGUUUAUAAAUCCCUCUACAAACAGUCGUGGGACUGGUACUAUACCGUCGCGCAUCUGCUGAACCCAUUCGAUUGGGGCCUGUACUACAACAACUACAACCCUCACAUGUGGACCAUUCCUGUGGAAUUUCGAAGCUCGCUGGUCCUGUUUCUUACUACCCUGGCCACCUCCCGCCUCACCGCCCGGUUGCGCAUGCCUCUCGUCGGGACACUGACUUGGUUCUGCAUGCGAUAUGGCCGUUGGGAUGUAGUUCUCUUUUUCUUUGGAAUGCUGAUAGCUGAGAUCGACCUGAUCAAUGAAACGUGGGAAAAGCCACACCAGUCAGCAGAACAGAUGCCACAGAUCCGCCUGAUCUUUCGGGGCAAGAUCCUGGCCAGCAUUUCGCGUCGCCGCUUCUGGAUUGCCGUGUUCGUGCUCGGCCUCUAUCUGGGCUCGACCCCCAAUAUCGGCUUCAAGUGGACGCCUUUCUAUCGCUGGCUGUGGGGAGUCACGCCAUGGACCUACCCCGAGCCUCAUCGAUUCCCCCAGACCAUUGGAGCCGCCCUCAUUGUGUUGAGUGUCAACCACUCGCCCGACAUUCAAAAGCUUUUCACCCACCCGCUUUCCCAGUAUCUGGGCAAGAUUUCCUUCGCCUUUUACAUUGUACAUGGUCCAAUAUUGCACGCCCUUGGUUACUCUCUCAUGCCCAGUAUCUGGGCAAUGACAGGCAAAGCAACAAACUUCCAGUACUGCUUCGGAUUCAUGGUUGGCUGGCUGUUCUGCUUACCCCUCUGUAUCUGGGCCGGUGAUGUAUUUUGGCGUGCCGUGGACAUCCCGAGUGUUCGGUUUGCUCGCUGGAUCGAGGACCGUGUGAUCACGAAGGGAUAA